Molecule: messenger RNA, 2227 nt
Organism: Carica papaya (papaya)
Lineage: Eukaryota; Viridiplantae; Streptophyta; Magnoliopsida; Brassicales; Caricaceae
Product: Ankyrin repeat family protein
Cellular component (GO): plasma membrane
Molecular function (GO): protein binding
Source: RefSeq, a predicted model, not a curated record
AUCGCACGGAUACAUACAAACACGAUACUGUAUGUUGAGGUAAAAGGAAUCCGUGUGUAUAGAGCUCCCCACAGUCAACUCUCCACAUGAUAUCCACUAAAAAAGAGUAAAGAAGCAUUUAUCAUUGUCAUGAUCAAUCAUUCAUUCACCUAAAGAAGCAAACAACAAGACCCUGCUGCAGAUUUCAAUUCUGAUUAUCUCUUCUUUUUACCCGGUUACUCUGUUAAACUCGGUGUUUUCUCCCCACUCGAACCCAGAUCAGAGAAAGCAAAAGAUCGAGAGAGAACAGUGCUGAGCUAAUUAUUGAUGAUGGAGGCAAAGCCUCUAAGGUUCAUAACCCACCAAGCUUUCUUCUCCGCCGUCCGAUCUGGGGACCUUGAGUGUCUGAAGCAGCUCUUGGACAAGCUCACCAAAAACGAGACCUCGGAUGGGUCUUCUUCCUCCGUUUCUGAUCUGAUGAAAUUGCAGAAUGAUGCAGGGGAAACCGCUUUGUAUAUUGCUGCAGACAAUAAUUUGCAAGAGAUUUUCAGUUACUUGAUCAGGUUCUGUGGUGUGGAGAUUGUGAAGAUCAGGUCCAAGUCUGAUUUGAACACCUUUCAUGUUGCUGCCAAGCGAGGACACUUGGACAUUGUGAAGGAACUUUUGAUCAUAUGGCCUGAGCUUUGUAAGUCAUGUGACUCCACAAGUACCAGCCCUCUUUAUUCAGCUGCUGCUCAAGAUCAUUUGGAUGUGGUGAAUGCCAUUUUAGAUGCCGAUGUCAGUUCUAUAAGAAUAGUGAGGAAAAAUGGGAAAACUGCAUUGCAUACAACUGCAAGGUAUGGUAUGCUUCGUAUAGUAAAAGCUCUUAUAGACCGGGAUCCAGGAAUAGUCAGCAUCAAAGACAAAAAGGGCCAAACUGCUCUCCACAUGGCUGUUAAGGGUCAGAGUCCUGCAGUUGUAGAGGAGAUACUGCUUGCUGAUCACUCAAUAUUGAAUGAGCGUGACAAGAAAGGAAACACAGCAGUUCACAUAACGACAAGGAAAUGUCGUCCACAGAUCGUAAGCCUAUUGCUAAGCUAUACGUCUGUUGAUGUCAAUGUCAUCAAUAAUCAGCGUGAAACUGCAAUGGACUUGGCUGAUAAACUCCAAUAUGGAGAAUCUUCUUUGGAAAUCAAAGAAGCUCUAAUAGAUGCUGGUGCCAAGCAUGCUAGACAUGUUGGCCAAAUCGAUGAGGCAAUGGAGCUCAAGAGGACUGUGAGUGAUAUUAAGCAUGAGGUUCACUCCCAACUUAUACAAAAUGAAAAAACCAAUAGAAGAGUUUCUGGUAUUGCCAAAGAACUAAGGAAGCUUCACAGAGAAGCUGUUCAAAACACCACCAACUCUGUCACAGUUGUUGCUGUUCUUUUCGCUUCAAUAGCCUUCUUAGCUAUAUUCAACUUACCGGGCCAAUAUCUAUCAGAUGGACCAGAUUCAGGGAAAGCAUAUAUAGCUGGAAGCGUUGGUUUUCGUGUAUUUUGCCUUCUGAAUACUACAUCACUCUUCAUAUCUCUGGCUGUUGUUGUGGUUCAGAUAACUUUGGUGGCCUGGGAUACCAGGGCUCAGAAGCAGGUUGUAUCAGUAGUUAACAAGCUAAUGUGGGCUGCCUGCGCUUGCACUUUUGGUGCAUUCUUGUCAAUUGCUUUCGUGGUUGUGGGAAAAAAACGUUCUUGGAUGGCGAUCACUAUAACCCUCAUGGGAGCUCCAAUUCUUGUUGGGACACUUGCAAGCAUGUGUUACUUUGUUUUCAGACAACAUUUUGGGACUUUCAAGAGUGAUUCUCAGAGACGCAUCAAAAGGGCAAGUGGAAGCAAGUCCUUCUCAUGGUCGGUCUACUCAGCUAAUGUAUCAGAUGAUGAUUCAGAUCUUGAGAGAAUCUAUGCCUUAUAAAUAGGAAAAUCCUUCUAACACUGAAGAGUCAACUACCAGGAUUCUAGGAAAACAGGAUUGUCUCUUGGCGCUUGUAGACAUUAUCAAAACGCGAAAAGCCUGCAAAUUUACAUCACUGCAUAUGGUCUCUUAGUGUUGGGUGAUCACAUUAAUUUGACAGGGUAAGAGCAUAAAGAAUGAAUCUUCCAAGGUGGAAGGAAGAAUCAAUUAGUGUUUCUUAGCUGAGAAGCAGAUCAUAUUGUGUAUAAUCGGGUUCCAUAUGUAUAUCCGCUAAAACUCCGGCAAUCUUCCUGUUUAUAACAAGAUUAUUUUGCUCAUUGCU